This is a messenger RNA of Carassius carassius (crucian carp), 1439 nucleotides long. RefSeq names its product ER membrane protein complex subunit 8 (gene emc8). The transcript has 5 exons. Bases 203 to 811 code for a protein of 202 amino acids. Gene Ontology annotation, cellular component: EMC complex. The record is from RefSeq and is a predicted model, not a curated record. Lineage: Eukaryota; Metazoa; Chordata; Actinopteri; Cypriniformes; Cyprinidae.
GAAGAAGAAGAAGAAGAAGAAGAAGAAGUGCACGUUAGACCCAGAAUGGAGGUGAAGGUUUACGCGUAAUAAUGAGCGAAUAACGUGUUCGAUUGAGACUAAUCAGAUGUCAGUUUUGAGACGGUGAUUUAUUCCCAAGUAUCACGACAUCAAGAGAAUCUGUCGCGGAAUAGGGGGUUUCAUCACAGUAAGAUCUGUAAACAUGUCCUUAAAACUGACCACUCAAGCGUACUGUAAGAUGCUGCUACAUGCAGCUAAAUACCCUCACUGCGCCGUAAACGGGCUGCUGGUGGCUGAGAAACACAAAAUGAAGGACAGCCCGGGAGACUCCGUGUUGUGCGUGGAUUGUGUACCUCUGUUCCAUGGGGCUUUGGCGUUAGCCCCCAUGCUGGAGGUGGCACUCACAUUGAUUGAUACAUGGUGCAAAGAGAACAAGUAUGUCAUUGCUGGCUAUUAUCAAGCAAAUGAGCGUAUAAAGGAAGCCAGACCUAACCAGGUGGCUGAGAAGGUCGCUGCCAGAAUCUCAGAAAACUUCAGUGAGGCUGCAAUGAUCAUGUUGGACAACAGCAGAUUCACAAUGGAGUGUUUUGUGCCUGUUCUCUUCAUCUAUGAUCAUCAUGAUAACAAGUGGAAGUGCAGAGAGCCAAGCACUGACUGCUUUGAGGAUUGGAUAGAGGCACAGAAGAUCACAGCGGCUCUUCUAGAAAGCAAAUCAUACGAGAGUCUUGUAGACUUCGACAACCAUCUGGAUGACUUACGGAAUGACUGGACCAACCCUGAGAUCAAUAAAUCUGUCUUACAUCUAUGCUGAAGCCAUCUAGAGAUCCUGUCCACCUAACCAAACCAUCAGUACUUAAAUGGAAAGCAUAUCUGGCCAUGGCUGGAUAUUUAGUACUGUAUGUGACAUGCUCUCUCACUGAGCAGAAAGAUUUACGAACUGAAACGGAUCAUUGUAAGUGCUGCAUCCUCAUGUUUGAAAACACUGAGGUGACUCCAGGAAAUCUGAUGUCAAAUAGGUUUUAUACCCAUUUUCAUGCGAUCAUUUGUAUAAGACUCAAUUGUAAAGUUUUGAAUGUUUUUAGAAUAGUUUUAUUCAACUUAACUAACUGAUAACUGAUUACUCCCCCUCACCUUUUUUGUUGGCAAGAAUCUUUAGUUUCAAUUAAAGGUGUGGUUAUUUACUUUCCUUAACUACUUGAAUUGCUCAAAUGAAAAUAUUUUACUUCAGUUUAGAAAUUAAUAUUUAGAUUUAUAAGAUAAGAGAUUGCUUUUAUGUUUGGAGGAGACCAAUUAUGAUUUGGUAGUGGUGGAAGAAUAAAUAUUUUUUGACUUAGAUUUUUCAGUAAAUUAAGGAUUAGACUUUAGGUAUGAGACCUUCAUGAUUGUAAAGUUUUAUAGAAAAAUGAAUAAAAAAUAAACAUUCUUGCUUUUCAAAAUGA